CGGUUCAUUUUGUAUUGUGCUUUAUAAUUCAAAGACUUUUCUCGAUCAUCGUGGGUAAUGACGUCGCGUUUCUUUGCCACGGGAGAUACUUCCUCUUCAGAGUCUGAACGUUCUGAACAUACUGAAGACUCUUAUGUUUCAGGAGACGAAUCUUCUGAAGCAGAAUCUAACGAUGGAAACAAAGCAACAGGUUUCGAAGUGGGUGAAAGAUUGGCACGGUAUUUGAGAGACAGUGACUCGGAAGAAGGUGAAGAGAAGAGAGUUGUUCGUUCAGCAAGGACCAAACAACAAGAGGCUCUUUUGUCGAUCAUUCAACAACUAAAGAAUCACAUCAAAAUAAGUGACUGGAUUUCAAUUCAGUCCGACUUUGAUGCUCUCAACAGACAACUUCAAAAAUUCUACAAGGUUGACGUUUUGAGUGAAAGUAGAAAGGAACCUCCCAAAGCCUAUAUAAGUGCUAUCGUCUUGUUGGAGGACUUUCUGAAUAAGACGGCAGAAAACAAAGAUAAAAAACUUUCCAAGACAAAUACCAAAGCUUUCAAUGCAGUAAAGCAACGUCUUAAAAAGAACAAUAGAGAGUGGGAAGAAUAUAUUAGAAAAUUUAGAGAGUCAGGUGCUAUUCCAGGAGAAGAUCUCCACGACGAAGACGAAGGUACUGGUGAAGGAGUUGAUGAAGAGCAAGAAGAAAGUGAAGCCAAUGAGUCUUGGGACGAUUCGGAAGCAGAAUCUUUGGGAGAUUCGGAACAAGCGAAGCCAGCUACUUCAGGAGGUAGUCAGUGGUUACUAAAGACAAGUGGUUUGUCUAAAGGCUCACAAGCCACGUCACAUAAGGAGAGAAAAAAGUCCAAAUCACAGAUUCUUCAGCAGUCUGGACAAAGUUUCAAAGAAACUUUUGAUAAUAUACCUGCCAUAGCUUCUAAAGAUUUCGGUAUUACGGAGGAUUUGUCAGAAUCUGCAAUAGAUCAGAAACUUGUGGAAAUCAUUGCCACUAGAGGUCGAAAAGGAACUAGUAAAAGGGAGAGUCUGUUGCAAUUGGAAAUGUUAUUGAAAGUAGCCAAGACAUUAGUACAAGAAAUGGAGAUUUUAUUUCAAAUCGUUUCGACACACUUUGAUAUGACUCCAUUGUCAAUAGGAUAUAUGUCUCAGGAGAAUUGGCGUAAUUGUGUGCAGUGUAUUGAAAAAAUUUUGAACUUAGCUUUUGAACAUGAAACCCAAGUGCGUUUUGUAGUGAAUCAUCCUUCCACGGAAACUUUAGAUGUGUCAGUUCCUAUAAGAGGAGAUAAAACAACGAGUCAAAUAGAAGAGUCCAUAGAAUCUGAAACGAAUGGUGAUAAGAAUGACAAGCGGAAGUGCGUUCGAGGAGAUAUAGCCACACUUUUGGAACGUAUGGAUGAUGAUCUCUUUCGAGCUUGGCAAGGAAUAGAUGCUUAUUUACCUGAAUAUGUGGAUAGACUCAAAGAUGAAUUUGUCUUGUUAAAAUUGCUUGCCAAGGCACAAACUUAUUUUGAAAAAGAAGAAGAGUUGGAUAGAGCUGCAAGAAUUGCCUGUAGACGAAUUCAACAUUUAUAUUAUAAACCUGAUGACUUGAUUGUAGGAAUGAUUCAAGCAUCUCUACAAAAGACUAGGAAACAAUUGCAAGUCAUCCAUGAUGAAGAUCCUGUAUUAUCCGGAUUGGUUUAUCUAAAUGAAACACAAGAUGAGUCUUUGCUGUUAGAUAUUCCAGAGUUGCCGAUUCAUCAACGUCCUCUUAAAGGCGAACAAGCUUUAUUACGUUUGGCAGUGUUGGUUUAUCGUUAUGGCUCAGAAAAUCUCAAAUCCAUCGUCAUUUUAUGUCAAAUUUAUCAUCAUGCCUUAGAAAAUCGAUAUUAUGAAGCUCGAGAUAUGUUGUUGAUGAGUCAUUUACAAGAAAGUAUUGGACUUUUAGAAUUACCUUUGCAAAUUCUUUUCAAUCGAACUAUGGCACAAUUAGGAUUAUGUGCAUUUCGUCACGGGUUAGCUCAAGAAACUUUGUAUUGUUUACAAGAAUUGUGUACUCCAGUGCAUACAGGACUUGGUAGUAGUACAGUUGCUCGUUUGAAAGAGUUAUUAGCGCAAGGUAUUGUACAACAACGUGGACAUGAAAAAACUCUUGAACAAGAACGUUUGGAAAGAAAUUAUCAAAUUCCUUAUCAUAUGUACUUACCCGUUGACUUUAUUGAAAUGGCACAUUUGAUAGCGGCAAUGGUGAUUGAGAUUCCUUCAUUGACUCGUGCGGAAGCUAAGAAUGAAGCUCCUCAGAAGAGAAAGAUUUAUUCGAGAGUUUUCCAACAUUUCUUAAGAAAUUCCAUCAGGCAAGCAUAUCCUUCACCUCCAGAAAAUACGAGAGAUUAUAUAAUGUCUGCUUCACGUGCUUUUUUGUAUCGUUUUACAUUGGAAAUAUGCUUAUCAACUGAUAUUGCAAGUAUUCGAGCUUGGGAGUCUAUCGAUGUUGCUUCUGCUCAAUCUAUUUUACAAACCUGGAGAAAUUUGAUUCAAGUGGAAGGUUUACGCACCUUUAUUCAUUCUUAUGCUAGUUACUUUGAUUCCUUGAGUGUUGCAUUUCUAUCUGAAUGGUUUGAAUUAUCUCCUGCUCGAGUACAUUCUCUAAUUAGUAAAAUGAUUAUGAAUGAAGAGUUACAAGCCAGUUGGGACCAACCGAGUGGUUGUGUGCUUAUUAAGAGAUGGGAACCUAAUCAUUUACAGUCUUUAUGUUUGCAACUUACGGAGAAAUGCAGUCAAUUGAUAGACUAUAAUGAACGAUUAUUGGAUGCUCGAUCGGGUGGACAAAUGUUGAAGACUGAAGAACGUGAAGAGUUUUUAAAAACUGCUUCUCAUUGGAUGAAUGCUGGUGGAAAUAGAAAGUUGAGUACAACAGAAAAUUGGGUCAAAAGUAGAACUGCAGCUAGUUGAAGUUUUAUAUUAGUCUUGUUGAGUAUCACUUUAUUCAUAUGAAAGUAAUAUAAAACGAUAUACCGAAGAAUAGAUUCCAUUGCAAAAUUGGAAAAAUGGCUUCUUUUUGAUGAAAACCUUUUACUUGGAACAAAUAUGUUAUAAAAAUAGUAUUCUCGAA
Molecule: messenger RNA, 3088 nt
Organism: Galdieria sulphuraria
Lineage: Eukaryota; Rhodophyta; Bangiophyceae; Galdieriales; Galdieriaceae
Product: translation initiation factor eIF-3 subunit 8
Exons: 5
Coding region: 58-2928 (956 amino acids)
Biological process (GO): translational initiation
Cellular component (GO): eukaryotic translation initiation factor 3 complex
Molecular function (GO): translation initiation factor binding; translation initiation factor activity; RNA binding
Source: RefSeq, a predicted model, not a curated record